Messenger RNA from Impatiens glandulifera, 948 nucleotides. Its product is annotated as vesicle-associated membrane protein 714-like. The transcript is spliced from 4 exons. Gene Ontology annotation, cellular component: membrane. NCBI's taxonomy places the organism in Eukaryota, Viridiplantae, Streptophyta, Magnoliopsida, Ericales, Balsaminaceae. The coding region runs from base 49 to 711 and encodes 220 amino acids. The record is from RefSeq and is a predicted model, not a curated record. Gene Ontology annotation, biological process: vesicle-mediated transport.
UAAAGAAAGAGAGGGAAACAGAGAGAGAAAGAGAGAGAGAGAGGAGAAAUGGCGAUCUUCUACGCUGUGGUAGCGAGGGGCACGACGGUUUUGGCGGAAUUCAGCGCUGUCAGUGGAAACGUCGUCUCAUACGCCCGCCGGAUCCUUGAGAAGCUACCGUCCGAGGCGGAUUCCAGGUUGUGUUUCUCUCAGGACCGCUACGUAUUUCACAUUCUCAGAGCUGAUGGACUUACUUUUCUCUGUAUGGCCAACGAUGCAUUCGGACGGAGAAUUCCAUUCUCAUACUUGGAAGAAAUUCACAUGAGAUUCAUGAAAAAUUAUGGGAGAGUAGCUCCACAUGCUCCUGCUUAUGCAAUGAAUGAUGAAUUUUCAAGGGUCCUGCACCAGCAAAUGGAAUUCUUCUCCAGUAGUCCCAGUGCAGAUACACUGAGUCGAGUAAGGACUGAAGUUGAUGAGGUACGCUCUAUUAUGGUGGACAACAUUGAUAAAAUACUCGCAAGGGGUGACGUAUGCAAGCUUCUUGUUGACAAAACUUCAUCAAUGGAAGAUAACACUUUUCAUUUUAAAAAACAGUCUAAGAGUCUACGAAGAGCUCUUUGGAUGAAAAAUGCAAAGCUCUUGGCCUUAUUGACAUGCUUGAUCGUCGUGUUCUUGUACUUGAUAAUCGCUGCCUGCUGCGGAGGACUCACUUUAUCUUCAUGCAGAUCUUGAUCACAAGGCUUUAUAAGGAAAUAAUCUAAACUUAAAGCACUAUUUUCUUUUGUAUUUGUUUGAUUAUUUGUCUAUUAAUUAUAGGGAUGGGGAGAUAUAAAUUUAUGUGAGUUUGUAAAAGACUAUGGAAUUCGAGUACAUAUAUUACAUGUAAAGCAGUUCUUGUAUUAAGAUUGAAUUCUUGGUUGAGUUGUAUUUGUGCUUUGUUAAAUGUAAAAACCAUUUUUUUUUUAUCUU